Molecule: messenger RNA, 1829 nt
Organism: Microbotryum saponariae
Lineage: Eukaryota; Fungi; Basidiomycota; Microbotryomycetes; Microbotryales; Microbotryaceae
Source: the annotation of a GenBank genome assembly
AUGUCACGGCAUCGGCCGCCGAUCGCCGCGCCCCUUCUGUCGUUCCCACCGAACCCCCCGAACCCAUCGACCGCGCACGCUGCCCACCAUGACCGGUGCUCCCUCCUGCCCACCGUCGCCGGCGCCACCUUCACCUCGUCCUCAACCGCCUCAACGACCGCGACUGCUGCGGCUGCGAGUGGCUUUCGACCGCUACCGCGCAAGCAGCGCCACUUGAUCGUCCGAAUAUGUCUCAUGACACCCCUCUUCUUCAUCACCUCGCUCUACCUCUUUGCCGCCUAUGCCUACCUGUUCUCCCUCGUGCUGGCAAGUUCACCGAUGACUGCCACGUCGAGCCCUAGCCUCCCUCGCUGACUGCGGUCAACAUCAACAGGACUAUCUGUGGGUGGAACGACACUCCUACCUCAAAGCAUCCGUCUACGCGAUCGUCUUUCUCUGGUUCGAGCUCAACGGCUUGAUCGCGGUCUGGCAUUGCUGGUACCGCGGAGGGGGCCACAUCCUAGCCUCGCGACCGGGCGACGACGACGACGAAGAGCAACUCCUUGGCACCCCCCAUCGAUCAGCGCCGAUACCUGUCAGACCAUCCCCCAAGGAAGAGCAAGGCCUGUUGCAGAACGAUGCCGGAUUGACCGUCAACCAGCCGUCGUCCGCGGUCGACUCCGCAGCUCGAUCUGGGUCCACCGUCAAAACGACGGCGAUGCGCGAGUUGAGCGACAUGGCUCGAGCAGGUGACUCUGGUACGCAUACCUCUGCACGGCAUGAGCAAGCAGCGUCAACGAUAGGCGUACAAGUCAAGAGCGAUGGCAAGCAGAGAUGGUGUAGAAAGGUCGGUCCUCCUGUCUCUCGCUCAGUGGAGGGCUUCAUGUGGGGGUGGGCCGUCGGUGGCGCUGACCAGAGCGGCUCCCGUUUUCAGUGUCGACUGCCCAAGCCAGAUAGGGCCCAUCACUGCUCCUCGUGUCGGGCAUGCGUUUUGAAGAUGGACCAGUGAGUGUUUGGAUCUACUGCCCGAACUGUUGCGUGCUCGUCGUUCCAAGGGCUGACACGCGAACGUUUGUUCCUCCCAAAGCCACUGUCCCUGGCUGGGAGGUGGUUGCGUCGGAUGGGCCAACCACAAGUUCUUCCUUCUCUUUCUCCUCUACUCUGGCGCGCUCGGUAUCUGGGUCUCGGCCACGACGAUGAAGGAACUUGUCGACUUUGUAGCCGACGACGACCAGGACUUCGAACUCGCGCCCGUGAUCUGGGCCAUCGCAUUCUUCGUCGGGAUCGUCUUUGGCAUCUCGGUCGGGCUCUUUGGGGUGUACCACCUCUAUUUGGCCAGUCGAAAUCGAACGACGAUCGAGUCGAUGGAGAAUUCGACCUCGGUGAUCGCUUCGGAUUCGAGGCCGGCGCAUUACCGCUCCGAGAAUCACGCCAUGUCGAGGGAAGAUCGCAAGAGGUUGGACGAGGCGCAGGGAAGACUGAAUAUUUACGAUUUGGGGUGGAAGAGGAAUUUGAGGCAGGUGAUGGGGGAGAGUUGGAAGGAGUGGUUUGUGCCGUUUGGGUGGCCGUGAGUUUCAGCGGCGUGGGGUGGGUCGCGCUCUACUUUCCCCCGGCACUGAUGCUCUGCUUUUCAAGCCACCAGAGCUGGUGACGGGCACUCCUUUCCGGUCGAUCAAGAGCAACUCGACCAAUUGAGGAACAUCACCUUACUCAUUCGAUCAGGUCAACAUCACGCGCAUGCGCAAAUGCACUCGUCAGCGGAGUUUGCGGAUGAAGACGAGGACGGGAACGAGACGGAAGUCGAUUCUCGCGUGUCGAGUGAAACGGGUCGAGAGAUCCGCAGGGCUUGA